Messenger RNA from Vicia villosa (hairy vetch), 543 nucleotides. RefSeq lists its product as uncharacterized. The transcript has a single exon. The record is from RefSeq and is a predicted model, not a curated record. Lineage: Eukaryota; Viridiplantae; Streptophyta; Magnoliopsida; Fabales; Fabaceae. Bases 1 to 543 code for a protein of 180 amino acids.
AUGCUGAGAUUCAAUACGAGACAGGUUUACAAGCAGCUUAGAUCUCAGGAUAUUCAAGUCCCCUGGUUUAGAAUUUUCUGUGGCAACACUGCACGACCAAGAGCCCUCAUUACACUAUGGAUUGCUUGUCAUGGAAAAUUGCCUACAAGAAGUAGGCUAUGUCGCUUUGGAAUUGUGAACUAUGCUACCUGUUGCUUCUGUUUAAAGGAUGAAACCAUAGAUCACAUUUUGUUUGAAUGCAAAGACACUAGACAAAUUUGGCAGAAGGUGUUGGACUGGCUUGGGGUCCCACAUGAUCCAAAACCUUGGAGUGAUGAACUGUGUUGGCUAAUACAGCAGUGUAAAGGAAAAUCAGUCAGGGCAGCCAUGCUGAAAUUGGCCUUAGCCGAAACAGUAUAUGGUGUAUGGCAAUUUAGGAACUCCAUUAGUUUUCGCAAAGAGAUGGAUGCAGCAAGAGUGGUUUCUAAUAUUUUGGAUGUAAUUGUGUAUAGGAGUUGGGCCAGCUUAAAACUUAGACCCCAUGUAGCCCAAUUGAUGAUUUAG